AUGGCUCCCAAGGUCGGUAUCAACGGCUUCGGUCGUAUUGGACGUAUUGUCUUCCGUAACGCCAUCAACUCUGGUGACGUCGAGGUUGUUGCCGUCAACGACCCCUUCAUUGAGACCCACUAUGCUGCCUACAUGCUCAAGUACGACAGCACCCACGGCAAGUUCAACGGUACCAUCGAGACCUACGAGCAGGGCCUCGUUGUCAACGGCAAGAAGAUCCGCUUCUUCGCUGAGCGUGACCCCGCUGCCAUCCCCUGGGGUCAGGAGGGUGCCGACUACGUUGUCGAGUCCACCGGUGUCUUCACCACUCAGGAGAAGGCCUCUGCUCACUUGAAGGGUGGUGCCAAGAAGGUCAUCAUCUCUGCUCCCUCUGCCGAUGCCCCCAUGUUCGUCAUGGGUGUCAACAACACCGAGUACAAGAAGGACAUCAACGUUCUCUCCAACGCCUCUUGCACCACCAACUGCCUUGCUCCCCUCGCCAAGGUCAUCAACGACAAGUUCGGUAUCGUUGAGGGUCUCAUGACCACCGUCCACUCCUACACCGCCACCCAGAAGGUUGUCGAUGCCCCCUCCAGCAAGGACUGGAGAGGUGGCCGUACUGCUGCCCAGAACAUCAUCCCCAGCUCCACUGGUGCUGCUAAGGCUGUCGGCAAGGUCAUUCCUUCCCUCAACGGCAAGCUCACCGGUAUGGCCAUGCGUGUCCCCACCGCCAACGUUUCCGUUGUCGACUUGACCUGCCGUCUCGAGAAGUCUGCCACCUACGACGAGAUCAAGCAGACCCUCAAGGCUGCCUCUGAGGGCGAGCUCAAGGGUGUUCUCGGCUACACUGAGGACGACAUUGUCUCCUCCGACCUGAACGGUGACAGCCACUCCUCCAUCUUCGAUGCCAAGGCCGGUAUCGCCCUCAACCCCAACUUCGUCAAGCUCGUCUCCUGGUACGACAACGAGUGGGGUUACUCCCGCCGUGUUGUUGACCUCAUUGCCUACAUCGCCAAGGUCGACAGCCAGUAG
Molecule: messenger RNA, 1011 nt
Organism: Aspergillus brunneoviolaceus CBS 621.78
Lineage: Eukaryota; Fungi; Ascomycota; Eurotiomycetes; Eurotiales; Aspergillaceae
Gene: gpdA
Product: glyceraldehyde 3-phosphate dehydrogenase GpdA
Exons: 7
Coding region: 1-1011 (336 amino acids)
Biological process (GO): glucose metabolic process
Molecular function (GO): NAD binding; oxidoreductase activity, acting on the aldehyde or oxo group of donors, NAD or NADP as acceptor; NADP binding
Source: RefSeq, a predicted model, not a curated record